AUGAUCACCGCAAACGUACCAUCAGCAAAAAAGAUUAUCGUUCACGGGCCCGACAGUGGUUCGGGUGGUAUUCCGUCGCAGUUCCCAAUUCAUGAAGAUACCAUCUUUCAACAGCUGCUCACCGAUAGUAUCGAGUUUUUCAAUAUUCCCGAUAACGAAGUGGAAAAUUACUUUUUGGUGGAUACAAAAACGAAUCUAGUGCAUAUCCCGUCGUCGUUCGUCAGAGAUUUCUACUUUUUUCAUCGAUCGGUUUAUCCACAGAUCACCCUUCAAUAUAUCGAUCCAGAUGAGGCGCACAUUCGAAUGCGAGAAAUGGCAUUCACUCAGAAACUUAUCGAAAUGGGCAAAGUCCUACUGACGCAUAACGCCCUCAAACACAGUCCUAAGACUGUGGUAUCAUCUUAUUUUAUUUCUUUCAACAACUGUAAUCACCAUUGUGCACAUAUUUCCUUUGUAAAAACGGCGUAA
This is a messenger RNA of Anisakis simplex (herring worm), 468 nucleotides long. NCBI's taxonomy places the organism in Eukaryota, Metazoa, Nematoda, Chromadorea, Rhabditida, Anisakidae. The record is from the annotation of a GenBank genome assembly.